Penicillium antarcticum is the source of this 2568-nucleotide messenger RNA. RefSeq names its product H(+)-transporting V0 sector ATPase subunit a. The record is from RefSeq and is a predicted model, not a curated record. Gene Ontology annotation, molecular function: ATPase binding; proton-transporting ATPase activity, rotational mechanism. The transcript has 3 exons. NCBI's taxonomy places the organism in Eukaryota, Fungi, Ascomycota, Eurotiomycetes, Eurotiales, Aspergillaceae. The coding region runs from base 1 to 2568 and encodes 855 amino acids. Gene Ontology annotation, biological process: proton transmembrane transport; vacuolar acidification. Gene Ontology annotation, cellular component: vacuolar proton-transporting V-type ATPase complex; vacuolar proton-transporting V-type ATPase, V0 domain; fungal-type vacuole membrane.
AUGGCUCCGCAGGACACCUUUUUCCGCUCGGCGGAUAUGAGCUUGACACAGCUCUAUAUUGCCAACGAAAUCGGAAGAGAGGUUGUGAGCGCCUUGGGUGAAGUCGGUCAGGUUCAGUUCCGUGAUUUGAACCCGGACACCAACGCUUUCCAACGCACCUUUACCAAGGAGAUUCGUCGCCUGGAUAAUGUUGAGAGACAGCUCCGUUACUUCCAUUUGCAAAUGGACAAGGCCGCUAUUCCCAUGAGAUCUUCUUCUGAGUUCUCCGAUACAUUGGCUGCUCCCUUGGCCUCCGAGAUUGACGAGUUGGCCGAUCGCAGCGAGAGCCUCGAGCAGCGAAUCGUCUCCUUGAACGAUAGCUACGAGACCCUGAAGAAGCGCGAAGUCGAGCUUAGCGAAUGGCGUUGGGUACUCAGAGAGGCCGGUGGCUUUUUCGAUCGCGCCCACACUCAAACGGAAGAUAUCCGCCAAUCCUUCGAUAACGACGAAGCUCCUUUGCUCCGCGACGUUGAGCAGCAUGCCCCUCGCCAGAACGGGGACACCCACGGCCAGCAGAGCUUCUCCGAGAUGAACAUUGGCUUCGUGGCUGGUGUCAUCCCCCGAGACCGUAUCGGAGCCUUUGAGCGUAUCCUCUGGCGUACUCUCCGUGGUAACCUUUACAUGAACCAGUCCGAGAUCCCGGAGCCUAUCAUCGACCCCGUCACCAACGAGGAGAUCCACAAGAAUGUCUUUGUUAUCUUCGCUCACGGAAAGAACAUCCUUGCUAAGAUUCGCAAGAUCUCCGAGUCGCUCAACGCAUCCUUGUACGGUGUUGACGAGAACAGCGAGCUGCGCAGGGACCAGAUCCAUGAAGUCAACACUCGUUUGGGAGACGUUGGCAACGUUCUGAACAACACCAAGAACACUCUUGAUGCGGAACUCAGACAGAUUUCUCGUUCUCUCGCCGCUUGGAUGAUUAUUGUCAAGAAAGAGAAAGCCGUUUACGAUACAUUGAACAAGUUCUCGUACGAUCAAGCACGGAAGACGCUGAUCGCCGAGGCAUGGUGCCCGACAAACUCCCUUGCUUUGAUCAAGUCUACUCUUCAGGAUGUCAAUGACCGUGCCGGUCUCACUGUCCCCACGAUUGUUAAUCAGAUCCGCACCAACAAGACUCCUCCUACUUAUGUUAGGACCAACAAGUUCACCGAAGCAUUCCAGACCAUCAUGAACGCUUAUGGCAUCCCCAAGUACAAGGAGGUCAACCCUGGCUUGUACGCGGUUGUUACUUUCCCCUUCAUGUUUGCUGUCAUGUUCGGUGACUGCGGUCACGGCCUCCUGAUGACCAUGGCCGCAUCUGCUAUGAUUUUCUGGGAAAAGAAGUUGCACCGGGCUAAGCUGGAUGAGCUGAUGUAUAUGGCCUUCUACGGACGAUAUGUCAUGUUGAUGAUGGGUCUUUUCUCGAUUUAUACUGGAUUUAUCUACAACGAUAUCUUCUCGAAAUCCUUUACUGUUUUCCCCAGUCAGUGGCAGUGGCCAGAGGAAAUCCAGCGCGGCCAAAUGGUCGAAGCGACCUUGAAAGAAGGAUAUCGUUUCCCCUUCGGUUUGGAUUGGAACUGGCAUGAAGCAGACAACUCUUUGCUCUUCUCCAACAGUAUGAAGAUGAAGAUGAGUGUUCUCCUCGGUUGGUGCCACAUGACCUACGCACUUUGCCUGCAGUACGUCAAUGGACGACACUUCAAGUCCAAGGUUGACAUCUGGGGCAACUUUAUUCCUGGCAUGCUUUUCUUCCAGUCCAUCUUUGGUUACCUCGUCCUUACCGUGCUCUACAAAUGGUCCGUUAACUGGGGAGAGAAGGGUGUUAAUCCCCCAGGUCUCCUCAACAUGCUCAUCUUCAUGUUCCUGAGCCCCGGUACUGUUGAAGAACAGCUCUAUCCUGGACAGGCAACUGUACAGGUUAUGUUGCUCCUACUUGCCGUGGCCCAGGUGCCUAUCAUGCUCUUCCUCAAGCCGUUCUGGCUCCGCCAUGAGCACAACAAGUCUCGCGCUCUUGGUUACCGUGGCCUUGGCGAGCAAUCCCGGGUUAGUGCUCUCGAAGACGAUGAUUUGGACGGCGGCCUCGGCAACCGUGACAGCCUUGCCAGUGAUGGAGAGGCUGUCGCCAUGAUCGCUCAGGAUAUCCACGAGGGUGAAGAGCAUGAGGAGUUUGAGUUUGGCGAAGUCAUGAUCCACCAGGUUAUCCACACCAUCGAAUUCUGUCUUAACUGUAUCUCUCACACGGCCUCCUACCUUCGUCUGUGGGCCUUGUCACUCGCUCACCAGCAGCUGUCAAUCGUUCUCUGGACCAUGACCAUUGGUGGUGCCUUCGACCAGGAGAGCCCCGUCAUGCGAGUUAUCAUGAUUGUUGUCAGCUUCUAUCUUUGGUUUGUGCUGACAAUUGCCAUUCUCUGUGUGAUGGAGGGAACCAGUGCCAUGUUGCACUCACUCCGUCUGCACUGGGUCGAGUCUAUGAGUAAGCACUUUGUCGGCGAGGGUAUUCCCUUCAUGCCGUUCAGCUUCAAGACUCUCCUCGAGGAUGAUCCUGUCGAUUAG